AUGCCGGAUGUCUGGGCCCAGAGACCAAAGGCAUAUGGAGUAUAUGGAGCCAUAGAUACUAGCAAGCUUUGUGAUGGCUGGUCAGGCCAUGGCGUAGAGCGGUGGAAUGUUCGGGGUGUCGAUGAUGUGGCUCGGGAGCCACAAGGGAACCAACCAACCUCUCGCGCUGGUUCCUGCAUAACCAGUGGCUCACCCACAUCCACUCACAUUGUAUUAUUGCAAUUACUGGCUCGCAAUGGAGGAUACCUGUUUCCCUCUUUCAAGAUGACCGAUUCUGUGCCGAUCGACCGAACUCUGGUUGUUAGCCAGAUUAAUGAGAUCCUGACAGAAGGGAGGGAAAUGAGAUUAACUUUCCCACAAGACGGAAAAAACGGCGAUGAGGCGGUGUCGCCCUGGCAGGUCCGCAUCCCCAUCCGUCUUUUCGCUCUUCUUCUGCCUUUCCCCCCCCCUAAACUAAAACUAAUUGCUGCCAAAAGCCCAGUGGAUAAUUAUCUAAUGCUGGCUGGCCAGAAAGUGUGAAACGCCGGAGUCUUUCACUCUUCUCGUCUCCUCUCCUCUCCUCUCUUCCUCCAAUUCUCCAGGUCCAGGGCCCCAACUUCUUGCUCGCGCACCCUUCAUCCUUUUACUUUCUUUCCUUAUUGAUGUUCUUCUCGUCUUUGGGUGCUCUGUUGUCCACUUUUCCGUCGGCCUUCUUUGCUUGUCCUUAGUCGCAGUCGUUCCGUUCCGUUUGCUGUUAUCCACCCCUGUCUGUUUUCUUGUGAUUUUCUAUAUUCCACCCCUCUCCAUGCUCUGUCAGUGUCGCCAUCGGAUUUCAAUGAGGUUUUUUCGGAAUUAAAAAAAGAGACAGAACAACACUCACGGUCUCCGAAUCGAUAAGUU
Aspergillus vadensis CBS 113365 is the source of this 879-nucleotide messenger RNA. RefSeq lists its product as uncharacterized. The record is from RefSeq and is a predicted model, not a curated record. NCBI's taxonomy places the organism in Eukaryota, Fungi, Ascomycota, Eurotiomycetes, Eurotiales, Aspergillaceae. The coding region runs from base 1 to 519 and encodes 172 amino acids. The transcript has 5 exons.